UUAGAAUAUUUGGAGAAAGUCACGCAAAGAAGUUUUCAUCUUCUACACAAAAUAGCUUCUAUUUCGGGUCAGUGAAGAUGUGUUUGAUUUAACAUCUCAGGAAGAUACAUCGCCGACAUUUGUCGUCUUCCCAGCUUCGCCAUGGAAUUUAUUUUACAAAACACACAGGGCACAGACUUCUGGGACGAGGACACGAGUUCCAUGACAUCCGACUUGGAGAUGUUCUCGAUGGCGCAGUCCGACGUGUGGGACGACAGCCUGGCGAGCGACCUGUCCACCGCUACCCAGGGCGUCUACGAAGGCUCUCGCUGGGACAGCACCUCCGGGCUGACACCCCCUCCUUCCAGACCUCAAUUGAACACUACUGAUUCACCAAUCGGCAUGGUUCCAACCUUUGGGGGCAAUCUAUUUCCCUUUUCAUUGCCUCUCUCUUUGGCAUCCGUUCUCCAGCAGCUCACUGAGGAAACUCCAAGAACAACGGCUGACAGUGCGCACCUCACCGACAAUGCGAGAUACAUCCUACCACGUAGAGGUGCAAACUUACUUGAUAUUACCAACUACGAGUACUACCAGCCAUUCAGCAACAGUGGAAGAACAAGUCGGAGUUUCCCAGAGAAUAAGAAAAUGUCCAGAAUAAUUGAAGAUGAAGAAUCAGAGGAAGAUUUGGAGCCGAUUGAUGAGAUUAAAAAUAUUAUAAAUAUUGAAUUGUGUAAA
Messenger RNA from Gryllus bimaculatus (two-spotted cricket), 714 nucleotides. The record is from the annotation of a GenBank genome assembly. Lineage: Eukaryota; Metazoa; Arthropoda; Insecta; Orthoptera; Gryllidae.